GAUCCGUCCAACAACGGUCGUAACGUUUCGAAAUGCGGUCGCAGUGUAUUCAUCGCUGUUCCCGUAGAACGUGCGUGCACCUCUCGCCCCUCCCGUAACUUACAACAACAAGUACGAAUCUACUUUUCGCGCGCUCCAAGGACGAGCGCGAAGAGCAGCGGCAGCGACGCGGUGAUUAACGCUCGGCGAUCAACGGGGACGAUCAGCGCCCGUGAGGAAGAGAGACGCGGCACGCCGGGACGCGUUCUGGAACGGCCGCGAGUCGACGGAGUUCUCCGGCCGAGUUCUCGACGUCUUUUGCGUCGGUGAGCGUCGCGAGUCCUAGUAGAGGAGAGAGAAGAGGCGGAAGUACUCUGUGACGGAGGCGACGGAGGAGAAGCGGAUCGCGAUAAGCGGAGGUGAGAACGCCAACAGUUUUAGAGUAACCGGAGACGAUGGAUCAAGGUUUCCCGGGACAGCACACCACCACGACCACCGUGACGACCACCACCACGACUACUCAGCCGAAUAUACGAUUCGAUCCGUCGUACGCGAGGACAUUGCCUGGCCUUUUAAAAAUUGCCCAAGUGGUACUGAAUCUCCUGGGAUUUAUAUGCAUAACGGUGUCGACCCACAGCAGCAACAGCCGGGGAGGAUGGUUCAACACCGUGGCUAUGGGCGGCUUCUGGUUCACGGGGAUCCUGCUCGUUCUUUACCUGUUCCACAUCGUUGAGAAAUUCUCCAGGAUCCCCUGGCUCAAGAUCGAAUUUAUAUUCUGCACGAUAUGGACCGUCUUCUACUUGCUGGCCGCUUCCCUCGCAGCUGAUUACGCACGUUACACGGAGGCCUUCGGCGUCGCAGCGUUCUUUGGCUUUUGUGCGAUGGUGGUGUACGGCUACGACGCUUGGCUCAAGUUCAGAGCGGUGAAGAGCGGCGGGUUGGCACAGGGCCAGCACACGCCGAAACAAGUGUCCACCGUCACCAGUCCGGCGUACUAGGUCCAGAAUGAAGAGGUGAAUUCAAGGCAGAUCAUCGGUCGACCAACUGUAUCGAUCGACUCGGUCGAUCGACACAUAUCGUUACCUUGCGUGCGGGUCCAGAGCCCUUUUUGUAAACUCUGGCGCGAGGCGUCGACGCUGGGCACCCCCCCUCGACGCCUCUCCGUUCGGUCGGUCCGCGUGUGCUUGCGUGCGUGUGUCGUGCGCGCGCGCGUACUCUCGACUUUUCCCUUCGUCUCUUUCUUUUUGUACUUUGUAACAUGGCAAUAAUCUACAACACGACGCUGCGACAGCGUAUCGUUGACUUAUAUUCUAAUGAGGGGAGAGGCGACGACGCGACGCGCUCGUCAUCCUCCCGAGCAACCGAGCAACGAUUAAUAUUUUGUAACAACGUUCGCCGCGAUUUCCUUUCGACUGUUAUUUAUGCGACGAUGCGUGUGUACAUGUGUGUAUACAUAUAUACAUAUAUAUCUAUGUACGCAUGAAAAGUAAACGUUGUUGAAACUGUACGCUAAAUUAUUGUUAGAGCCGAGAUGACGAAUCAAGAGUGCCGGUGCGAAUGCUAGAUCUAUUUUAAUCUCCUCGGUCCCCGCUUGCAAACUGCCUGGCCAAUCUGAUCGUCAGUGAUCGCUGCUUUGUCACAGAGCAUCAUUUUUGUUGAUGCUUUCAAUCUUAGUGAAAUUUUUAUUCACGAUUUUCGCAGAGACUUUUACAAAUGCAUCAGGUGAAUUCAAAUGUACGCCAGUGGUGGCGAGCCUUUUUUUAUGUGCGCGUGCCAAAACUUUAGAAAUAAUAUUUAUCGAGUCGUUGACGCGAGCUGGAUAGUUUCUAAAAAUUCAUAAAGAAUUAAUUAUUUUUUGCAGAAUUUUGUUGAGACAAAAGUCUUCAGCUGCCGGGCCUUGUUCCUGUUGUAGUGGGGUCUAAAUUAUUCAAAAUUCUUCAAAAAAAAUUUUGAAUAAUUUAUAAGCGCGUGAAAUGACAUUGUAAAUCGUCGACGUGCCAGCAGAAUUUUCGUACGUGCCACCGCUGGCACGCGUCGCGUCGCCACCACCGAUGUAUACCAAGAUAUUAUUUUAUUAUACGCAUCAAGUAUUAUUUUGUUAUUUAUCAAGUAAAUUAUUUGUAAGCGAGGCCGGGAACAUGCGAAACUAAAAUGUUGAAAUAUUGUUAGCUUCUUCUCUUUCUCGUCGUACGUAGCCUUCUUAGAGUGUCGCAUAGACUCCUUAGAUUGUUCGAUAACGCGCUUCACAAGUCGCUGACAGACACACACACACACACACACACACACAUGAAGAAGGGAUCAAAGGCGUAGUUAUAACUGCGCUUGAAUCACAAGUACAGGGACGCAAGGGAAUAAUGUAGCGUGAUUGUAGAUGCGUUAUUUGGUCUCUCCCGAGUCAUCCUGUCGGCUCGCGACGAACAUAUCCGCCGCAUUCCUCGUCAUAUCGGAUCAUCGGGUCGCGUAAUCUCGCACGAUGACCAUCACAAGAAAUGAUAUUACAGACAAGAAUAAUCUAUUACGUUUACAAGAAAGUAUCGCACACACACACUCUCUCUCUGUCUCUCUUUCUCUCUCUUUCUCGAUUCGCGGAACAUAUUUAUUAGUAUUGUUACUUUUAAGCUUGGAUUUAUACAAAUAUAUACUAUAUAUGUACAUGAUACAUAUAUACAUGAUACAUAUAAUACAUGUACACGUAUACACACACACACUACAUCUAUAUCAUUGUCUCCUCUAUACUGAGGAGAGACAGAGAAGGAGAGGCAAAGGGGGAUCUCUGGUGAAACAACAUGGAUAUUAUCCUGCAUAUUAAUGAUCGACUAAACUCCGACAACAGUAAAUGUAUUCAAAGAAAUAAAUCAUUGAUUGUUGUUUCCUG
This is a messenger RNA of Ooceraea biroi (clonal raider ant), 2854 nucleotides long. RefSeq names its product CKLF-like MARVEL transmembrane domain-containing protein 4. NCBI's taxonomy places the organism in Eukaryota, Metazoa, Arthropoda, Insecta, Hymenoptera, Formicidae. The record is from RefSeq and is a predicted model, not a curated record. Gene Ontology annotation, cellular component: membrane.